Molecule: messenger RNA, 1074 nt
Organism: Cladocopium goreaui
Lineage: Eukaryota; Dinophyceae; Suessiales; Symbiodiniaceae
Source: the annotation of a GenBank genome assembly
AUGACAAUGCCAGCAGCCGCAUUUUGGCCCGGUGCGGAAAGCGUGUUUGAGUUCUUUCGUAAUGCAUUUCUGAUCGCCUUCACCACAGAGAUUGUUCUGCGCGUGUGUCUCCUUCGGUUCAAAUUCUGCAAGACACCGUUCAACAUCAUUGACUUCAUUGCAUUGUUGGCAGCUGUUGUGGAGCUCUUUAGCUUGAACCUUCCCGUGGAUCCGACUAUGCUACGUCUUUGCCGCCUAGCCAAACUUUUCAGGACUAUUCGGGUGCUGCGAGUUUCCGGAAUGCUGGAUUCUUUGAGCAUGUUGGCACGCUGCAUGAGCUCCAGUGGUUUGACCUUGAUCUGGUCUUUACUCUUUCUCUUGGUCAUCCAAUUGAUCGCAGCCAUGAUGGUGUGCCUUAUGGUGAGGCCAUACUUGCAGGACGAGUCCAACGAUCAGUUAGAACGUUCUGCAGUAUAUCGUUUCUAUGGAACUUUCUCAGGGGCUGUGUUGACUCUCUUCGAGGUCUUCUUCGCCAACUGGUCGCCAGCGUGCAGGAUUUUGACGGACAAUGUCACAGAGUGGUAUUCGCUCCUCUUCCUGAUCUAUCGCUGCGCGAUUGGCUUUGCCGUGAUCAAUGUUGUGAACGCAGUUUUCGUUCAACAAACUCUUCAAGUUGCGAAAGGCGAUGAAGAAGUUCUUUUCUUGGAGAAGCAGAAGGCAGAAGAGAAGUACUUCAAAAACGUGGCCAAGAUCUUCGAAAAACUCGACACAUCAGGCGAUGGACUUUUGUCCUGGUCAGAAUUCGAGCAGUUAUUGGAAGAUCCAAAGCUCCGAUUCCUUCUGGAUAAGUUGGAAAUCGCAGCAGGGGACUUGAAAGUCUUGUUUGACCUCUUGGAUGACACUGGCGACGGAGAGAUCUCUGUAGAGGAGUUUAUCGAAGGAGUCACCCGUUUCAAGGGCAACGCCAAAAGCUUGGACGUGGGGCAAGUCUUGCUCCGCUCUCAUCGGUUGGAGCGACAUAUAAUGAAUAUUGAAAAGCUGCUGACAGACCCGAACGAUGACUUGGCAUUGGAGGCUGCUAGAAAAUCACACAAG